Dermochelys coriacea (leatherback sea turtle) is the source of this 6645-nucleotide messenger RNA. RefSeq names its product MGAT4 family member D (gene MGAT4D). Gene Ontology annotation, biological process: protein N-linked glycosylation. NCBI's taxonomy places the organism in Eukaryota, Metazoa, Chordata, Testudines, Dermochelyidae. The record is from RefSeq and is a predicted model, not a curated record. The transcript has 16 exons. Gene Ontology annotation, cellular component: endoplasmic reticulum-Golgi intermediate compartment; Golgi stack; endoplasmic reticulum. Gene Ontology annotation, molecular function: acetylglucosaminyltransferase activity. The coding region runs from base 293 to 1990 and encodes 565 amino acids.
AACAGGGCGCGGCUGGGGGCUGCCGGGAGAGGCGAGGGGCUGGAGGAAGCUUGGCGGGGGGCGGCUGCCGUAGCGACGCCGCCAGGAGGCGCGCGCUAGAGGGCGGAGGCGACCGUGCCCUGCCAGGCGGGCGCCUCCGACGGGGCGAGUUCAAGGAGCGCGGACUUGCCCGGGCGGGCGCGGUCGCGGGCGGCCGCAGGAGGCAGGGCCGCCGCGGUCGGCCGGGGUGAGCCCUGGGAGCCGCGGGGCCAGCGCGGGCGCAGGCGGAGAGGCUGCUGGGGCAUGCGGGGAGAUGAGGCUCAAGCCCGGCAGCAUCGUGACAUUUCUGUGCCUCGGCGCCGCCUUCUGCUUUGUCUGCUUCACCGCCUGGAGCAGGAGCGGAGGAAGUGGCUUAGACAUGUACCAAAGCCAGUUUUUGGAACUUCAUCAAAGAUUGUUAUAUGCUGAAAAAGAAAAUAAAAAAAGAUCCCGUGAAUUGAGCAUUGUCCUGGAUGCAGUUAAACGGGUAGUUGCGGAGAGACUGAACUCUACAGCAAAUCAUACAGAUGUCAUGAAGUGGAAAGUGUUAAAUUUCAUCAGCAAGUUCCCUUUGCAUCUUACAAACAUACACUACUACCUACCUCACCUCCGGGAGCAUGAAAACAGCCUUUAUCCAAAUGUUGUCAUUGGACAAGGGAGAACUGGAGUCUCCCUGGUGAUGGGUAUUCCUACUGUGAAAAGGGGAAAACAAAGUUAUCUGUUGGGCACGUUGAACUCUCUCUUCUAUGAGAUGUCUGCAGAGCAGAAGAAUGAUUGUGUAGUGGUUAUCUUUGUAGGAGAGGUGAAUGCAGAGUAUGUUAACAAUAUUGCAGAAAGUGUUAGAACCAGCUUCCCUAAUGAAGUGCAGUCGGGCGUUCUUGAGAUUAUUUCCCCUCUUGCUUCCUAUUACCCAGACUUCUCCAAUCUCAAGGAAACAUUUGGAGACUCAAAGGAAAGAGUAAGGUGGAGAACUAAACAGAAUUUGGAUUAUAGCUUUUUAAUGCUAUAUGCACAAUCUAAGGGAACAUUUUAUUUACAGCUAGAAGAUGAUAUUGUAGCAAAACCUCAGUACAUUCAGAAAAUAAAAACCUUUGCUCUUAAACAGCCCUCUGAUGAGUGGAUGAUUCUUGAAUUCUCUCAGCUUGGAUUUAUUGGAAAGUUGUUUAGGACUAAAGAUUUACCACUCAUAGUAGAAUUCUUUUUAAUGUUCUACAAAGAUAAGCCCAUAGACUGGCUUCUAGACCACUUACUCUGGGUUAAAGUAUGCAGUCCAGAAAAGGAUCCAAAACAUUGUGAACAGCAAAAGGCCUAUUUACGUAUCCGUUCUAAGCCAUCUCUUUUUCAGCACGUGGGAAUUCAUUCAUCUUUGGCUGGGAAAAUACAGAAUUUAAAAGAUAAAGAUUUUGGCAAAAACAUGCUACAUAAAGCACAUGUUAACCCCCCUGCAAAAGUGACUACUAGCCUAAGAAUAUUCCAGCAUUAUACUUUGGAAAAGGCUUAUGAAGGAAUGGACUGUUUUUGGGCUUUUUCUCCAGUGGCUGGAGAUUAUAUCUUAUUCACUUUUUUACAGCCAUUGAAAGUAGAAGGGUACCUCUUUAGAAGUGGAAACAUGGAACACCCUGGUGAUAAACUGUUUAACACUACUGUAGAAGUUUGGCCUGCUGCUGAAACAGAAUUAUUAAAAGAUGCAGUAGGCCAUGGAGGCAAAGUUAACGACCAAACAACCAAAGAUGGAUAUUUAAAGACAGGGUACUGGGAUGUGCGAGAUCCCCUGAUUCAAGUCCCUCCUCAGCCUGAUGAGAAGAAAGGAUGUGAACAGGGAUCUGCCAUCAUCCCCGGUAUAUUUGAUAAUGGAAUAGCAGAAGGCAUCAUCAGUCCAUCAGUAGGAAAAAUACAGGCUAUUCGUUUAUCUAUCCAUUCUGAUUCUCCUGUGUGGGCAUUACUGAGUGAGAUAUUGAUCAAGACUUCCUGAAAAUACAAAACUGCAGAAAAUCACAUUUUUGAUGUGUCUUUUCUUAAGGAUUGCUUUGAAAACCAGGCCACCUAGUGGUAGCAGCAAAUGGUCUGCUGGGAAAAAAAAUAACAAACCUUUGUGUACUAUUACUACUACUCCUUAACUACUUAAUACUGUGUAUUAAAAAGUGGGCGGGGGGAGGGACCUAAAAUUUUCUUUGAAGGACUUGAAUAUUUAAAAAACAAAUCUAUAAAAUGUUCCUGGAAGAUCUUUUAGAAGCAUAAAUGCUUUAUUAAUUUGAAUACAUAGACAUAUCACAGGGAGUGACUACACUACUGUAAAAUUAAAAUAAAAUAGUCAUUGUUAAAGACAAGAUGUUAUAAAGACCUCCCAGAGGGAACAGAACAUUAAAGUCCUUAUUCCAAAUUCAGUCCCACCAGAAAUAGGGACAUUUGGGAGAAAAAAAACAACACUUUUUAAAUUCCUUUGAAAUAUUGACAGAGCAUUUUGGAGGAGAAGUGGAACAGAGUGGGAAAACAAUAUUUUGCUAUAAUACAUAGGACAAUCCAUCCUAACUAGGGACAGUUUAUCAAUAUGGAGAGCAUACUGAAGUUUUAUGAUAAUUUGAGGGUGCUUUCUGUUAACUAAUAUUUCAGCCUUGAAGCCCAUUUAAGAUAGGGUAUGGUUAGUACCUACUAAAUAGAAAGCCCCUUUAAGUUAUCAUUUAAAUAAUAUUAAUCUUAAACAGUUUUUCUCUAGUGAAAUGUACACUACACUGUAAAAUUGUAAACUGAAUUAAUUGUAAAUAAUAAAUUAUUUCCUGAAUUGUAUGUGCUGGUGCCUAAAUCCUAGUCACAAAGAGGCACAACUUAGUAUAAAUUUUAAAUUAAAAAUAUAAACAGGAGAAGCUCCAUUUAAAAUGAAUAUAAUAAGGAAUCCAUAAUACACAGUCAGGUCUGGUGUUAGUGUCAGACUUAUACAUAUACCUCUUUAGCACGAAGUGUGCAUACUGUGUCUCUCUCACACACAGUCAUUGCACAUAAUACCAAAAAAUAACUACUUUAUACCAGUUUUGCAGCAGUUUAACUUCACUGACAUCACUGUGGGCCCACAUGUUUCUAAACAAAAUAAUAAUAAAUUUUAGAGCAAGAUAACUUCAUUUAAAAUCCACUUUCUUUACAUUGUUGAAACGGAUCAGCAGUUCAUGGUCUUUUUUUAAAAAAAAAAUCUUGUUUUAAUAGUAGAGUAUUGUUGAUAACGUAUGGUAUUAAGUAAAUAACAUUCUGAGAUUUACAUUUGUGUCAUUUAACCCUAAGCAGGGAGCAGUACAGAACUGUAUACCUAAGGGGGAAGGAUUGUUCCCAGCUUGCAAGGAGUAUGUGCUCUAGCUAUCCUAUUCCUUAGGACAUUGCAGCUUGAUCACCUGGCACACCCAGGCAGUAAUAUAAAAUGGGGUGGGUCCAUACGUCUGCCUCUUCCUCAUCCCUUUUUAGGCAAUUUCCAGUGAGGUUCCAAUCUUGCAAAUAUGGACACACAUGAGAAAUUUUAGUUGCAUGAAUAGUCAGGGAUUUACAUACAUGUUUGCAAGACUGGGCCCUCACCAUGGAGCCUUGUGAUCUGCAAAGUCUGCAGACCACACCUGCUCCCCAUUCUACGGUGCAACAAACCACUCUGCUUAGUGGGAAGAUGCAGAGGAAACUGUGAGGGGAACUUACCCUCAUCUGUGUCUAAUAAGUGAAGUAUGAUUAAAAGAAGUGAGAUUAAUAUAGGUUAAAAAAUCUGUUUAGGCAAUGAAGAUGUAGGUAUAUACUGUACAAUAUACAGUAUGGUACAGCAUACUACCAUUCUCAUUAAAAACAUUUAAUGGGCCAAAUGUUGCAACCUUCAGAAGGCCUCAAAGGUAAUGGAAUAGGAUAGUUCACUCAGUGUUACAGAAGUCCAAUCUGCACAGAAUUCACGCCCUUCUUCACCUGAAAUACUGUAGCAUCUCCAAGGAAAACAUACACUUCCAUGGGGUAUUGCAUUCCAGAAAGACAGAAGCAUGUGAUUGAGGCCCAAACUUUUCAUUUUUCUUUUAACUGACCUUUAGAAACCCCAGCCAAUGUGAAAAUAUUUAAACCAAGCUUAUUUUCUGAGACCUCUGUUCAGUUCUAAAGUGCACUGCAGUUUUUGGCACAGUAUUCUCUGUUAAAAUGACACUGGGUCCCAGAAUCAUUAUGUACAUCUUCAGGUUUUCUGUCAGAAUCCUGCAGUGCUAAACCUGAGUUUUUAAUUGACUGCAGUUUCUAUAGUUUGAAUCACAUUGUUAUAUUGCAGUGUGCUCCUCCUACCAUUGAAAUAAAGGGAAGAACUGAUAAAGUGGGAGAAGCAUGGCCUCCCAGAAUCUUUUGUCAAUUAAGUGCCUGAACCAACAAGGUGCGGAGUGCCUCCUGCAAGGUGCUAAACACUCUGUUGCCACAUUAAAUGCCCCCCUGAAUUUGGUGCGGGGAGUGGCAUGGUCUAGGAAAAGAUUUAGGUAAGCUGUAAACCACUGAAAAUAGACCUAGAAUGAUAGUGCCUUGUAGUUUAAGCUAGUAUAACUCUUUUGCUACUUAAAAGAACCCUCUUUUUUUUUCCCUUCAAAUAAACUUCCCUUAAACUUUGAAGUAAAAUGUCAGAAAGUUCACAUUGCUUUGAUCAACCUGAUUUCUUCAGGGGUAACUAACUGCACUGCUGUAGAAAUUUUUCCUUCCAUGCAUUCAACCGUCUAUCUAGUCUAAUCUGCCUACUUAUGUUCUUAUAUGUUCCCCAUCAUUGUGAUAUCUGGGAGCCUUAACCAUUCACUUUGAGGAAGUAUAGGCACAUUAUAAAUAUUAAAUUAGUGUAAGUAUUGCUUAUAAAUAGUGACUGUUGUGGGCCAAACUUUGUUUCAAACCUCUCCCGCAGUGAGCUGUGUGUGGCCAGAGAGGUCUGCCUGUACAAAACUUAUUGCAGAAUCAGAGCCCUAAUCACCCUGGUGUAAAGCCAAACUGACUGGAUCAUUGGAGUUACUCUGGAUUUUCAUUAAGGGUAAUUGAGAACCGAGUUUCAUACUCUAAAUUUUCUGAUACCUAAAAGGUGGUUGUUAGAGUAACAGUAAACUUGAGGCUGUGUUGUGAGCCGCAGGAGAUACAAAUCACAGAAUUCUAGCAGGUUAGUAUUAAAGUUUGGUGUCAGCAGGCCUGAUUCUGCUCUUCUUUACAGUGGCGUAAGUGGAGGGUAACUUCAUUGAAAUAAACAGCAACUCUGGAUUUAAACCAGUGUAAAUAAGAACAGAAAUCUGGCUCGGUAAUCCAAAUUUCCUACUGUAGCUUCACAUUAUGUAUUUUACAUUAAAGCUAACAGUGGAAGCUACAAACCUGCAACUCCAGGGAAUUAACUCCAUAGUUUUGCCCCUCCAUAUAGGUGUUUAGCUCAAAAGAAGAGGCUAUUGAACAGGCAGUACAUUCAUGCUGACCCUUCAACUUGUGACUCAAACCUGAGAGUUGCACUGCAAACCAGAGCACUGAACCAAGAGAACUUACAUAAGAAAUGUCUGGGGACAGUGACAUGACUGUUGUAGAAUCCCCUGGUGGGCUCAUUAAGAACUGGCAAUGGUCCCACCUACACAUUUGUCAGCAAGUGCCAGGGAAUCGCACCAGAGCUGGCUGAUACUUGAAAGAAGUGGAAAAAGAGGAUAAGGAACAUUAGAUCAUAUGAGACCUCAUAGAGAACAAAAGCAUUCUUUGUAUUAUACGUGUUUCUUGUACAAAUACUGUAAACACAAAGCAUGAAGGAAAGAUUGUAAAUGCCAGUUACAAAAAUAAAACAUAAAAUGGCAACAUGUCAGAUUCCAAAGCAGGGCACUGAGCUCUUUCAGUAAGAAAUACUAUUUUAGUACAAGCACUAUAUUGCCUUUAUGGGGUUUAAAAAAAAUUCUCCAAAACACAGGAUGCCUCAGACUUAUUACACACAUUAAUAAUUAGUUUAAAAGAUAUGGAAAAAACUUCAAACAAAUACUUACAUACUAAUGAUGCUUGUUCAACCUAUUUAAUUUUCAUUUAAAUGCAAUGAGAAAGUGACUGACCCUCUAGUGCCUAUGUUUUAGCAGUCUGGUUUUAGAUUUUUUUUUUUCCCCAUGGACUUUUAAAGGAAAAUCCUAAAAUCUGGUUAGGUCUAAAAGGAAUUAUCCAUCUGGUUUUAUUAAUUUCUUUGUUGAAUUAUUUAUUGAUAUCUUAAGGUUCUGUGCUCUGCAGGAAAAAUUCUACCUUCCUUCAUUAUGUGACCAGUUGCAUAAGUAAGGGAAGCUCCAUGUGGUCCUUCUUGAUACCUGUGCAUAACUACUGUUAAUACUAAUAGGCAUGCACCCUGAGAAGAGAAUAGAUCCCUUUGAGACAAGAAUAAUCCUUCAGAUAUAGUUGAGAUAUGUAGGCCAAACAAAUUAAUACAGCCAUGUAAUUAGAUUAAAAUAGAUCUUUAAAAAUAUCUAAAUUAAUGUACAGACCACACAUGGGAGUUCCUCCUUCCACAUCCACUCUUCCUCUUUCUCCAUUACUUAUAAAUCACAAUCUUUGUAGAUGUUUAACUCUAUUUUUUAUGUUGCAUAAACUGUUUGUCUUGUCAGGGUAUUUCUACGUUUUGUCUUAUUUAUUGCAAUAAAUAAAUUUUUCUCCAGA